Messenger RNA from Peronospora matthiolae, 204 nucleotides. The record is from the annotation of a GenBank genome assembly. Lineage: Eukaryota; Oomycota; Peronosporomycetes; Peronosporales; Peronosporaceae.
AUGACUGGACAGGAGCAGCGCCCCAUUGCGACCGUGACCGAGGGCCCUGCGCUGGGCAAAUCCGGCAAGCGAAUCUGCUGCUCGUGUCCCACCACCAAGAAAGCGCGCGAUCUCUGCAUUGUGAACAAUGGCGAGGACCACUGCAAGGACAUUAUUGAGGCGCACAAAGCCUGUCUGCGCAGUGAAGGCUUCACAAUCAAGUAA